Messenger RNA from Paecilomyces variotii, 833 nucleotides. RefSeq lists its product as hypothetical. The transcript is spliced from 3 exons. Lineage: Eukaryota; Fungi; Ascomycota; Eurotiomycetes; Eurotiales; Thermoascaceae. Bases 279 to 833 code for a protein of 184 amino acids. The record is from RefSeq and is a predicted model, not a curated record.
GUAAUUGAUUGUUGACUAGACUUUAGAGCUAUUAGGUCACUGUUAUCUUCUUCUAAACUAUCUCCCCAACAACCUCCAGACACAGAUCUCUCUCUCUCUCUCUUUCACUUCUGUUGAACACACAUAUCUAACGCGUUCAACACUAGAAGAACGCGUCGCGCUCUUUAUCUUCACAGUAAUCAGGACAACACCAGUCUGAGUUCACAAGUCGCUCCUUUUGGCAGUUUGUUCUAAGUUGCCCAUUCACCGUUGAGAGUAUUCACGGCCUUGGUAGAACCAUGGCCCUUUUACCUCCUAUUGACUUCAAUGACCCAAGAAUGAAGCGUAACGCUAGCAAUGUUGAUCUUCUCCCCCGGGAUAUAGCUACAGUCACCAGAAAAAGAGACACUAGCCCGCAUGACGAUACUCGACUCUCCCUUGCCAAGUACAGACUUGCAAAGGCACAGGCGCUUGACCAGCCCUUCGAGUACAAUGAAACUCCGGAAUCGAAGAAGCAUCGUCCGCCCCCAUUGAAAAUCAUGGGCCCGCCUAGCACACCGCCGCUGGAAAACGAAGGAAAUACGCCCGCGCUUUCGGGAGACGCUAUUGCGUGUAUCCUUGAGAAAACCAAGCCGGAUUGUCCCAAGGCACAGGCCUGGAUCAAGGCGCACGAGGUGUCUAAAAAGGUGACUGAAAAGGCAAAGACCCUUGGACAUAUCCCUCGUGAUAUGCACAAUGACUGCUCUCGAGUUGAGACUCCCUCCCAGCCAGACGGGAAAGGAGAUGAACAUGCGUCGGACUUUGAGAAAGUUGUGAAGGCCCACGAGAGGCUUCAGAGAGUCAUGUUUGGAUAA